This is a messenger RNA of Osmerus eperlanus (European smelt), 3605 nucleotides long. RefSeq names its product lysophosphatidic acid receptor 6-like. Gene Ontology annotation, biological process: G protein-coupled receptor signaling pathway. NCBI's taxonomy places the organism in Eukaryota, Metazoa, Chordata, Actinopteri, Osmeriformes, Osmeridae. The record is from RefSeq and is a predicted model, not a curated record. The coding region runs from base 1889 to 2887 and encodes 332 amino acids. Gene Ontology annotation, cellular component: membrane. Gene Ontology annotation, molecular function: oxysterol binding; G protein-coupled receptor activity. The transcript has 2 exons.
UAACAACAGUGAGCUUCAUUGGAACUUUGUGCUUAGUCACAGGUGAACAAGUCUUAUUUGUGACAGUCAUAGUACAACAAAUGUACUAUGUUGUAAGCACUAAGGUUUUUAUCUAAUUUUUUUAAUACUGCACCCUGACAAUGAAUGAAAGGAAAAAGGAAAACAUUUACAUUUAGUUUUACCUUCUGUAGGAAAUUUAGCUAAAACCCCAAAGGUGGUUACAGGUAACAACUAGUAUUUGCAUGUCUUUGUCUGACAGUUGCCAUUAAGUACGAUACAGAAACCAAGUCAACCUCAGGCCUACCUGGGCAGUACACAGGCAUCUGAUUUACUUAACGACAUUGAUAUUGUAUCGUAAAAGGGGAUAAGAAAGGAGAUCCCCUACUGUUGGUACAGUUUCAACAGGUGUUCAAACUGUUUGUACAGGUGUGGAUUUCCAAACCAAUGUAUCCCCGGAACACAACCCGGAAAAACAGGAGUGGGAUUGGCUGUAUUUAAAACGUACUAUAAUCCUAUUAAACGGCUGCUGUUCAGUUGGCGCGGUGAGACAAGGAGUGAAAACACUUGAGAGCUACAAUGAACUCUAUAGCUGGCCUUGUUGAGUGUAGAACAUAACAAUAAAGAGAAUAACACAACAGAAGGCUUGGAUAUCGAAGCGCUCCACAACAGACUCCUAAGAGGAAAAGUGAGAUAAAGACUCAGAAUCCGAAGGUUUUCCCCUAGUGUAAGUCGCUCGUGUCAUACAGUAAAAGAGGGAUGUUGAGACGCUUAGACACGGUAGAAAGUGUGAGCAACCAUACAGUUGCGUUUUCCUACGUCAACUACAUCAGAACUGUGUGUAAUGUCGAAACAAACAUCAUCGCAUACUUGUUUGAACGGUUACCCUGAGGGUCUUCUCUGACACGGGCCACACACAUUCACUCACGCACACACUCACAGGAUUGUGAAAACCAGCAAGACGAGUGAGAACAGGCCUCCGAGGGAAAAUAUUCAGACUACAGCAAGGUCAUGGAAAUCUACGCUUGAAAACACAUGGAGCCAGAGUUCAGUUUGUCACAGUCAAAUGUUCAUCAAAUGGAAUAAAUCAAUGAACGUACUAAAAGGCUGAUUCCACGGGCUCAAAAUGUCCUUGUCAGAAAUGUUCCGCACUGGCCUAGUUGUUUCAACGGUCCACUAUACUGUAAAUCUUCAGAUGGGGUCAGAUGGAAUCAGGCUAUUAAUCAGAAGGUUGCCGGUUCGAUUCCCGGCCGUGCAAAAUGACGUGUCCUUGGGCAAGGCACAUCACCCUACUUGCCUCGGGGGGGAAUGUCCCUGUACUUACUGUAAGUCACUCUGGAUAAGAGCGUCUGCUAAAUGACUAAAUGUAAAAUGCAAAUGUAAUGUACAUCUUCCACGAAGGCCUAACAGAUGGCCGAUAUAUUGUGUGAGCACGUUAACAAGAAGAGGAUAUGACCCAUGUACGAGCACACUCGACCCGUCUUUGAGAUGCAUCGAGGAGUUGCCAGGCUGUUAGGACACGGACUGGGAGGGGAGUUUACACACGUCUGUUGAUUCAAGGCGACGAGCGAUAGAGACGGUGGGGGCGGGGGGGCGUGACCGCGAGAUCAAAGCGUCUUCACGCGGGCGGAAACGUUGCCCUGUUGGGUCCUUCGCUUGUUCUGGUCCAGAACUAGGGAGGAUCUGGCAGGAGAUCAGAGAGGUGCAGAGGGGCUGGACUCUACAUGCGUUCUACAUCCACAGCUCUCCAGCUACUGACUCCUGUUCGGGAAAUCAGAGCAGUGGAAACAAGCAUCAGGCCCACCCGUCUUCUCCUAAUCACUCCAACCCACUGCCUGCCCCUCCCCCCCCAGGUGUGGCUGGGAGUGGAGCACAGGACCCAGAGCUAGACAUGGAGCUGAGGAACCAGACCGAAGGGCUGCCAGGCCAGCUCCUCCCCCCUCUGGCCAACUGCACCAUAGACACCAGCUACCGCUUCACCUUCUACCAGGUGUCCUACAGCGUCAUCUUCCUGCUGGGGCUGUCGACCAACUGCCUGGCCCUGCGCCGCCUGUGGCUCUCGCCCCGCACCCUCACCAGCACGGCCGUCUACAUGGCCAACCUGUCCACGGCCGACCUCUUCUUCGUGGUGUCCCUGCCUCUCAGGAUAUACUACUACCACCACAAGGCCCGCGACUUGGCGUCCGGAGCGGGGCCCAACGCGGUGCUGUCCCCCUGGACCCCCGGAGGGGUCUUCUGCCAGCUUACCUUCACCCUCAAGUACAUCAGCCUGUAUGGGGGGAUCUUCUUCCUGGUGUGCAUCGCCGCGGACCGCUACUUUGCCGUGGUGCACCCGCUGGUGUCGGCCCCCCGGAGGGUGUGCGCGGCGCGGCUGGUGAGCGCGGGGAUCUGGUGCCUGGUCCUGGGCCUGAGCGUGACCCUGCCCCUGCUGCGCUCGGCCGCCGCCCGCCGCCAGCAGCCGUGCAUGCUGGACCCGACCACCCAGCGCCAGCUGUCCUUCAUCCUGGCGGCGCUGGGCCUGGUGCAGGCCGCCUUCCUCCUCCCAGCGCUGCUGCUGCUCUUCGGCUACUGCAGCGUGCUGCGCGUGCUCCGCCAGCCUCGCCGCCGCGCCCAGCGGCGCGGGCGCCGCCGCACCCUCACCGUCAUCUACUGGGUGCUGGGCGUCUUCCUGCUCUGCUUCGCCCCCUACCACCUCAACCUGCUGGGCUACACCCUCACCCACGUGGGCCUGCUGCCCAGCUGCGGCCUGGCCCGGCUCACCAAAGCCGUGCACCCCGUUGCGCUGGCCCUGGCCAGCUCCAACUGCUGCCUCAACCCGCUCAUCUACUACUUCUCCAGCUGCCUGAUGCACAGGGAGCCCCUCAGCAACACGGGCACCUCCAGCCAGUGAGGCGCCCCCCCCAAAAAAACCCUGUCUUUUCAGAUCCCCUCGAUGGAAAAUUAUACUUUUUAAUCGUGUUGUAGAUUUGAUUUUUUUUGAUUUCGUGGUUUUAGUUUACAUUUGUAUGCCUCGAAAGGUGGCUGGCCAGUGCCAUGUGUCUUGUGUAUAUGUAUGGUGAGCUAGUAGUCACAAAUCUACUUCUAUUGUUCGGUAAUCAAUGACCCUGAUACGCCUCUGAAUCAAUCCACCUCCUCGAUAAAUGGGUGGAACCAGCUGACGUCAUGGACACACCUGGGACAAUCCACAUCGCCCCGGCGACAGUACGGUGUGUGUGGUUGGACGGCGACUCACCCCCCGCCAGGCGAUGGUCUCCAUGGUGAGGUGUUCGCAGCGCUCCAGGUGCUUGACGUUGUCCUUGCUCAGGGUGGGUUCCGCCUUGAUGAAGCUCUCGAUCACCUUGUAGAAGUCGAAGGCGGCCAGCCGGAAGACGUCCAGGAUCCAGGGGAAGCCCAGGUCCGUCUCGGCGGGGGCCCCGGCCCCCCCGCUGUAGCCCCCGUUCUUAAACGAGGUCCCUGGGGGAGGACGGGGGCGGUUCAUUUGGGGCGAGAGGGAACUGUGAUCCUCGUACGUGUAUCGGGUGUGUAUCUAUUCAUUUGAAGGUUUCUAUAAAAAUGUAUUGUUAUAAAAUUAUGAAUAUCAAACUGCCAAUAAAUCAUUCCUGGUCAUA